Arabidopsis arenosa is the source of this 1716-nucleotide messenger RNA. NCBI's taxonomy places the organism in Eukaryota, Viridiplantae, Streptophyta, Magnoliopsida, Brassicales, Brassicaceae. The record is from the annotation of a GenBank genome assembly.
AAUCUGAGUUAUGGUUUUUGUAUAGCAGCUGAGAAGUUUUGUUGAAGAUGAAGAAAGCAUCAAGCAGAAGCCAAAGAGGAAGCAAAGGUAUUAAAGGGAAGCAUGUCCUGCAGAUAUGUGUUUUGCUUGGAGUUUGCAUUUGGUUAAUCUAUCAAGUGAAGUAUUCUCAUGAUAAGAAGAAGGAAUUUUAUGAGAAAGAUGUAGACAAAUCAACGGUGUUGUUGUCGGAGAUUGAAGAUGGAGUGGUGAAACUUGGGAGGAAAGAUCUUCUUCCUAAGUAUCAUAACCAGAAGGAAAACGAGAAGCAUGUGGAAGAGGAUGAGGAUGAAGAAGAGGUUAGCCAUGAAGGAGAAGAGAAGGAGAAGAAGAGUAAAGUAGAGAAUGGUAAUCAUGAGGAGGAGGAAGAGAAAGAAGAAGAAGAGGAAGUUGUUGAGGAGGAUGAAGAAGAUAAGAAUAAGCAAGGAGAGGAAGUAGCUGAGGAGGAUGAGGAAGAAAACAAACAUGAGGUAGAUGAGAUUGAUGAACAAGAUCAAAGUAAAACCGGUGGAGAUACUGAUAAGGAUGAUGAAUCACUUGAAGAAGAGAAAGAGAGUGGAAUGAGUGAGAACAAUGAGAAAGAAAAAGAGACUAACCAUGCAGAUGAGAUUGAUAUGACCGUUGAUGAGGCACGCGAGGAGCAUUACAAGGCUGAUGAUGCUUCCAGUGCAGUGUCUCAUGAGUCUCGGUUACUAAACACUGAGAAAUUGAAAGAGAGUUCAAAUGAAACAGCUGAGGAGAACAAUCCCAAUGGCGCUACGAGCAAGGUUGAGAUCCAGAAGGAACCUGACUUGAAGUUAGGAGAAGCAGAAAACGCCGAUUUUGUGAACAAAACAACCAUAGAGGUGAAAGAUGGUGACAGUGAAUCAUCCAGUUCUGAAACAAAAAGCGCGGUAACUGAAUCACAAAGUGAGACAGUUAAUGGCAAUUCGACAGUAGCACUUCUUGAAGCUUCAGAGUUUGUGCAGAACGAAACACAAAUCAUGCGAGAUCGAAGUCAAGAAGAUGGUGCACCGCCUGCAGGAUUCUCUGAACCACAGCCUGUCUUGGAACUUGAGCAAACCCGUAAUGAAUCUGAUCCCAAUAUCCCUAUUUCUGCAAACAUUACCAACAAAGAUUUCAUUCAAGAUGAGUCCAAGAACUCAACUUCAGAAUCUUCUCUACUUGAAAACAUCGCUGGCUCAAACACGACCGAGGCGAAUGAGAAUUCAAGGUCUGAGGGUGAUGAUGAAUCAGGUGAAAAGGAAAGUUCAAACAUUUUCUCUACAGAGCUAACAGAGGAGGCAGAUAAUACUUCCGAAACCUCGAUUUCCCAAGAAGAGAUGGAUGCUCUCACUGAUCCACAAACUCUUCCGGAUAUAAAAAUAGAGGGGAAUGAAGAAGAUGAAGAGGAAGCACUUGGAGCAGAGAGAAAGAAGCUCUAGUGGAAAAAAAGGAUAAGUUAAUGUGAAAUGUUUUUUAUGCUUUUGCAGUUAUGUCAUUGUAAAAGCUAAAAACAUCAGUCUGUCUCUGUUACUUAGUUUCGCAAAUCUGUAUAUUAUUCAUUUGGAACUUUGGCUACCAAUUACUUUCACUGCUCUCAGGAAACUUGACUUCAACACUAACAGUAGACGAAGAGCUCAAUAGUCAGUUAAGUCUCCUGUGAUCAACCAUGCCCGUAAAUAAAGCUGCAGAAACUCA